Pyrus x bretschneideri (Chinese white pear) is the source of this 870-nucleotide messenger RNA. RefSeq names its product calcium load-activated calcium channel. The transcript has a single exon. Gene Ontology annotation, cellular component: cytoplasm; endoplasmic reticulum membrane. The coding region runs from base 16 to 597 and encodes 193 amino acids. Gene Ontology annotation, molecular function: calcium channel activity. The record is from RefSeq and is a predicted model, not a curated record. Gene Ontology annotation, biological process: endoplasmic reticulum calcium ion homeostasis. NCBI's taxonomy places the organism in Eukaryota, Viridiplantae, Streptophyta, Magnoliopsida, Rosales, Rosaceae.
CUCGGCGAUUUUCCGAUGGCCACCACCUCCUUCCUCUCCGGCCUCAAGUACUCCGACAGCCUGACGGUGGUGGGCAUAUCCGUCUGCACGGCCAUCAUCUGCGAGGCGAUCUCGUGGGUCCUCAUCUACCGCACCAACUCCUACAAGUCCCUCCGCUCCUCCAUCGACAAAGCCGCCAAGAAGCUCGAGACCAUGAAGACCGACUCCUCCUCCGCCGCCAAAAUUACCAAAAAAUCCAAGACCAAGAAGAUCGACCGCGUCGAGACCAGCCUCAAGGAAUCCAGCCGGGAUUUGUCGCUCUUCAAGUUCAAGUCCGGCGCCGUUGUCGCCCUCGUCCUCUUCGUCGUCUUCGGGCUGCUCAACUCGCUGUUUGAGGGUAAGCCGGUGGCGAAAUUACCCUUCAAGCCCUUUGGGCUGGUGAUGAAAAUGAGCCACCGAGGGCUGCAAGGGGAGGAUCCGACGGACUGUUCGAUGGCGUUUUUGUACUUUCUGUGCUCGAUCAGUAUUCGGACCAAUUUGCAGAAAUUCUUGGGCUUUUCACCGCCGAGAGGUGCCAGUUCCGGGUUGUUCCCCAUGCCCGACCCGAAAACCAAUUGAUGGGUUCAUCACUCAGGACUCCAUUCAAUGCCUACUGGGUUUGUUCCAAUAUUUAGUAUUUUUUUUAAGAUAUUAGAUUGCGAUUGGAUAUUGUUGUUGUUUAAUUAGUGUUCUAGUUCUCUAAUGACAAUUAGUAUUUGCUUUUAUAAUUUUCUCAUCAUUGGAUCUCUAAAAAGGGACGAAUUUUACUCCUUUUUUGUUAUCAAUUUAAUGUAUUAUUUACCAAAAUGUGAACUUUUUGUUAAGUAAUUAAGCUGUGAACAAAUUUAUGCA